AUGUUAGCAUAUAUCUAUUGGACAAAAUCAGUUACCGAAGAUAAUUUAGGUGUAUUGUCUUUUAAUGGAUUUAGUAAUUAUGAUUUUAUAAGGAUAUCAGCUAUUGAUCGAUGUUUAUCAAGAAGAUCUUCAGUUACAUCUAUCGUAUCAGUAUUUUCUAAUACAUCUGUAUCUAAUGCUGUUGCAGAAUCUUUAAGUCAGAAAUUGUAUACAUCAAUACAAGAUUCUAUUUUGUCAAAUAUAACAGUAGCUAGCAAUGGUAUUCCAAAACCUUAUAGAAGUAAAGCUAAAAAUAUUUGUAGAGAGUUAAAAUUACAAAAAAAUAAUUUACGUGAUCUAAUUAAAGCUGGAGUAUUAGAUUUAAAUAAAAAAUG
Messenger RNA from Funneliformis mosseae, 374 nucleotides. Lineage: Eukaryota; Fungi; Glomeromycota; Glomeromycetes; Glomerales; Glomeraceae. The record is from the annotation of a GenBank genome assembly.